Dendrobium catenatum is the source of this 778-nucleotide messenger RNA. Its product is annotated as signal peptidase complex catalytic subunit SEC11A. Gene Ontology annotation, molecular function: serine-type endopeptidase activity. The record is from RefSeq and is a predicted model, not a curated record. Lineage: Eukaryota; Viridiplantae; Streptophyta; Magnoliopsida; Asparagales; Orchidaceae. Gene Ontology annotation, cellular component: signal peptidase complex; membrane. Bases 34 to 582 code for a protein of 182 amino acids. The transcript is spliced from 10 exons.
AGAGAGAGAUUGAGAGAGAGAGAGAGAGAGAGAAUGGGUUGGAUUGCGGCGAACUUGGAGUCCAUCCGUGCUCUUCAGAUCAGGCAACUGCUCACGCAAGCCGUCACUUUAGGUAUUAUUUUAUCUUCGGCACUUAUGAUAUGGAAAGGGCUAAUGUGUAUUACCGGAAGCGAAUCGCCUGUUGUUGUUGUUCUGUCAGAGAGCAUGGAACCAGGUUUUCAGAGGGGUGAUAUACUGUUCUUACACAUGGGCAACGACCCUAUUCGUGCUGGUGAAAUAGUCGUAUACAAUAUCAAGGGACGGUCUAUUCCAAUUGUCCAUCGCGUGGUUGAGGUCCAUCAGCGCCAAGCAACCGAAGAACUUGACAUUCUUACAAAGGGAGAUAAUAACCGUGAAGAUGACAGAACCGGUCUAUUAUAUUCUCCUGGUCAGCUUUGGCUUCAGCAACAUCAUAUCAUGGGGAGAGCUGUAGGGUUUUUACCAUAUGUCGGUUAUUUUACAAUUAUCAUGACUGAUAUGCCAAUUUUGAAGUAUGUUCUGAUUGGUUCCUUGGCAUUGCUGGUCAUUACAUCAAAGGAGUAGAAAAUUUACUGGGUUCCCUAUUCCUAAAUGGUGGCUUGGACAAAUGAAUAUGAGAGAGAGAGAGAGAGAGUCAAUUUUUGAGUAAUUAAUUCAACUGAAUAUGUAUUGUUAAUCUUAUUCAGGCUUAGCAAAGAUUUGUUUUUUUUUUCAUUUUCUUUACUUUUAUAGCUUAUAAGAAACAGAUUUUUUCCUUAAA